Pyricularia pennisetigena is the source of this 630-nucleotide messenger RNA. RefSeq lists its product as uncharacterized. NCBI's taxonomy places the organism in Eukaryota, Fungi, Ascomycota, Sordariomycetes, Magnaporthales, Pyriculariaceae. The coding region runs from base 1 to 630 and encodes 209 amino acids. The record is from RefSeq and is a predicted model, not a curated record. The transcript has a single exon.
AUGCAUCUACCAACAAUCACCUCUCUCCUCCUCGCCGCCGCCCUCCCGGCAGCCGCACGCAGUUUGGCCGGCGCAUCUUUCUCCGGCCUCGCCGCUUGGGCCGAGCAAGCCGAGCAGCACCUCGUCCGCCGUCAGGACCCUACUGUGCCAGGCGCGCCUCCCGCGCCCCCGGCCGAUGGUGGCCGAGGCAAGGGCAAGGGCAACCAGGGUAAAGGAAAAGGAGGCCAGAAUACUGGCAAGGGCAAGGGAGGUCAGCAGGGAGCUCCGCCUGCACAGGGAGCUCCGCCCGCACAGGGAGCUCCGCGUCCAGGUCAGCUUGGAGAAGCCGAGGUAGAGGACCUGCGAAGCCCGCCCGGAACCCAGCGCGCAGACCAGCCCGGAGCCCCUCCCGCCGGAGGCCAGCGCGGAGGCCAAGGCAAGGGAAAGGGAGCCCAGGGUAAAGGCAAGGCGGGCCAACAGGGAGGCCAGCGAGGCCAGCAGGCCGGCCAGCGCGGAGGUCAAGCUAAAGGCAAGGGAGCCCAGGGCAAAGGAGCAGGUGCACAAGGAAGAGGCGCCAGAGGUGCGGGAGCUCGUGGGCAGGCGCCAGGAAAGGCACCGGCCCCUGCCCCCAAUGAUGACGACGAGGAAUAG